CUGACCGGCACCUAUCAACAACAGUUCUUUGACUUCUUUAGAGAUACCAGCUCAAAAAACUCAAUUUACCCUCUCUCACCCCAGACUAGGCACUGACCCUGUUGGCCUCAAUCCUUUUGAUCCCAAGAGUGCCCUACUAAGAAGACCCUACAGUAGAUGCUUUGAUCUGACUGAGCUGCCUAUGGCUAAAAUUGUUAAAGGGUGCUCUGGACCUCUUACUAUUGGGGCUCCCCUCUCUGAGCUUGGGACAUGGAUCUCACCUGUGUAACGGGCACUGAGGCAGUGGGGGUGUGGAAUGUGGUGAGCUGUCACAGCUUCUUAGUGCCCUUGUACACAAUAUGGGAUCUGGGAUCAUUUUAGGGACCAUUCUAAUCUGUGGAAAUCCACAAAGAAAACGAAAUGCUGCCUAAAGGCUUUUACAGGAGGAGAAACAGCUGCUAUGGGCCUCAAAGCCUAUAGAACCCAUCCACCUGGAACUUCCAACCCCAGGCACCUCCUGCUCAUUGAAAGCAAAAGUUUCCGGUUACUGCCAAGUCCUAAUCUCUCCACCUAGAAUGUGUUUCAAACAGCUGCUCUGGUACCUACAUCCUCUUUCAUUUGGUCCUAGGCACUUACCUCAAGCAGAAAAUCCCUAGGAGUUAUGUCCAGAGUUAUCAAGCUCUUAGCUAUCGAACCUGCUCCAGUCUCACUUUAUCAUAAACUAAUGUGAACCCCCAAAUGUCAGUACCUGAGAGGUCUCAAGGAUGUACUUUAGUAGAUGAAAGACUCUGAAAUGGAAAAACUUUUCCAGGUAAAAUUUCAGCAAAGGGCCAAUUGCUUUUUUGCUGGCUGGAACUGGCACCAGCUUCUGGGCCUGCAUCUUGGGAAUUAUGUUGGUAGACUGAAGAGAGAGCUUCCUGCACCAGACUCUACAGCCCAUCUACUUUAUAGAAGACUAUAAAGCCCAGAGAGGGGAAGGGCUGGCCUGUGGUCAGUCACCACGCCUAGACCCCAGGCUCCUGACUUCCAACCAAGCAUUCUUUUUGCUUAUGGCUAAAUUUUGUUAGACUUCUUAGGCCUUUCUGCUGGAGGAAGGAGCAUGUAGCUCUGUGUUAAUUCAUUCAGCAGAAUACUCUAUUGCAGAGAGCCUGUGAAUUUUUUUUUUUUCCUUUUUCAGAAACAGACUUUGAAGUCACUCCCAGGGGUGUGGGAUGGCUGUGGAUAUCUGCUGCCAUUUAAGCUGAAUGCUGCCUGGAUGAUGCUUUGCUUUUAAAAGUUUGAUUUUUGCUCCGGAUUUAAAUAAAACAACAGGUAAUUUAACAAUGUAAAUUUUAAAAAUUUAAAUAAUUAGUGUAAAUAUAUGUUGAAAUAUUUCCCUAACAGUGGUUACUUCUACUGGUAAUAAUGACCGGGUCUUUUCUUUUGGGGGUGGGGGAAGUGGCACACGAGAUAGGAGCUUGAGGCAGUGUUGUUCUUUUUCCCCAUGCACGGGGGCCUGGAGCUUACAGGCUCUUCCCUUGACUAUGGUAUUGGCUUCACAAAUUAACCCAAAAGGCUAGUUUGGUUCUGCUUGAAGUACAGAAGGCAGAAAUGGAGGGUUAGGAGAAACUACUUAUCUUUGGAAUGCGCAGUUUCCAGAGCCCAUCUGGCACCACAUCACUCCAAGGUGGUUUAGCACGGGGUUCACAGACCCACCUGGCUCUGGGACAGCCCGUUGUUCAGCUUUUUGCCUAUCUAAUCAGAUGUGUUCUUACCCAAUGUUCGCUAGGUCACCACGUAGCCUCCUCCCUCUCCCAGCUCCUAGUUAAGCCCCUAUCUCGUGUCAUCCAGCAUACAAACUCAGAGAUUAAGGGAGGGUACAGAAAACUGGCCUUGUAACUUGUAGGUUAGGUGGGUUAAGCAUAGAUCUGCUUCUCGAUGUUCCUAAAGUGCAAACAGUAGCUCUCCCUUCAUGGUCCUGAGAGGACUGGAACUAGAUCUGUGGAGUUACACCCCACCCAGUCUUAGCUCUGAGGUCCCCCAAUACACCCUCUUCUCCUUUGGUGAGAGGCACCCUCUAUUCCCCUGGCAGAAGGAUUCGUGACCGUCCUGUCCACCUUCAGCUGUGUUGCGUCUCCUUCACUUUUCCUUGGGGCAAGGGAAUAGGCAACUCAUCCAAAUACCCAACUCUGAAGUUGAGAAGGGCCUCCAGAAAAGCCAUCAGCCAAGUUUUCAGGGAGAUGCCAGGUAGAUGGGGAAAGAAUCUUGUUGCAAUUGUCUUGGUAAUUCUUCCAUGUCAUAGAAGAUCUAAAAUCUUAUACAUCUCCUUACCCAAAAUUCACACCUUUGCCCCCAAAUUUACUAAAGCUCCCAUGUCAUUUAAUAAAUACUCGUAACUACUCAUAGUUUGGUGAUACAUGCCCUUUCUUAGUUUAGAAAUCUGCAGCAGUUCCCAAUUAAGCUAUUGCUCCUAGCUGUUUUUUUGGGUUUUGGACAUUUCCCAGCCCUAUGCCUGCUUCCCUGAAACUGCUGGAACGAUAUGCUGUGUAGAGGGCCCCAGCAAGUACUGGGAGGAAAGCCCGUAACUCAAGGCUUGCAAUGUGAUUUAAUCACCACACAAGCUCUCCCACUGAUUUAGAAGCUCAUGCCACCUCCUCAUGCACACGUGUUUAAAACAGCUACAAUCCACACAAUUUAUCCAUGGUUCAAAUAACUUCCACAUCGGUCCUGAUUGCCCUUGCCCUGGGAGAGACAGCAGGUGUGUCAGACACUGAAUUUUCCACAGCUGAGUACUCAUUCUACUGGGAAGAUGAUCUGGCAGAGAUAAUAUGGGAUCUGGGGCACUGCAGAUCUAGCUUGCUGAGCAUCCUCCCACAGAAGGGAGAUAAGGGCUUUUUCUCCAAUUCUCCUAUAACAAUAGACCAGUUUUCUUUCCUAGACAAGGCUGAAAGGUUCAAAUACUAUUUCUGAACACCCUGUUAUUACAAUUCUAUUUUGACUAGUGAUCUCACUGAGCUAUUUUGGAAUCAAAAUGUGGCCAGGUGCCUGGCCUUCCUCAAUGGCUUCAUGUGGCUUUCAAAGCGAAAGCCAGUGCUGACUUUUGGUAAAAUGCAAGAAAGGGUCCAAGUCAGCAAUACAAUCACUCAAAGUCCAGAGAGAUCAGUAAAUACGUGUCUGAAAGGCAGACCUUGAACACAUUCCUCUGGUAGACAUUAACUUAUUAAACUGAUCCUGAUUGCAAAUAAAAACUUUGACCUCAUCUGGCAACCACCCGGGAGAAUUUCAAUCUAUAAAAAGUGGGGACUGACGCUGUCCUCCUCCUGUCAAGAUGUGGCCCCUCAGACUCUUUGCUGUGCUCAUGACCUGCCUGUUCCUGUUAGGCCAGGUAGAUGGUUCCCCAGUACCGGAAAUGAGCUCAGCAAAGAGAAGACUGAGGAGAAUGACCCCAUUUUGGAGAGGAGUGUCUCUUAGGCCUAUUGGAGCCUCCUGUCGGGAUGAUUCUGAAUGUAUCACAAGGCUAUGCAGGUAGUCCUCAAACCCGGAAGCAGGGCUGCGCCAGAGCCCUGGGAGGCUGGGCAGGGGAGAAGUCAGGAAUCACACAGACCAAGGAAUAAAGCUAGUUGGGAGGGGUGGCUGAGGUGAAGUGAGGCUGGGAGCUCCCUGGAAGAGGAAAAUCCCUCUUGAGCUAAGAACGGGUCCACACAGGUACCAUCAAAGAUGAGUGCCUUUCCUUUCUUCCGUCUUCCUGAGACUGGACCAAUCACGCAGAAGAAAGUGCAGCAGAGGCCACCCUGGGCACUUCUAGACCUCUGUCUUAAAAACUACCUUUUUGUUUUGCUCUAGAAAAAGACGCUGUUCCCUAAGUGUGGCCCAGGAAUGAAGUACAUACUAGGGAGAGAGAGGACAGCACUCACCUACAACAAUGCUCUGUUCUAUGGAAUAUUGAUUAACUGCAUUUUGGCUGAGACACCUAAAUGAAGCAGUCUUGUAUUUUUAAUAUUUAAAGACAUAUGUGUGCUUUAAUGAGUCUCCAUUUCUUCUCAGAAUGUUGAUAAGUGGAUAAACAUGACUGAACUUUUCAACUUAAGAGUUUAUUUUUAUACGUAUUACUAUUAAAUGUCUCCAAUUGAAAUUUUGGCAGCCUGAAAUUCAAGCUUCUGAGGGGAGAGGGGGUUCACUUCAGUAUAGGAAAAAACGUCAUUGUCUAAUAAUGAUGUGUUAACUUCUCAAUCUGUAAAAUGUGAAGGAGAGAGUUAAUGUUUUUUCAAGAAACAUAGAACAUGAUGGCAGGUUAAAGGCAAAAAUUUAGCAAUAGCUAUGCAAUCAGCCUUCACAAUUUAAUAACCUGUGGCCCUGGAUCCCACCUUUAACUCCACGUAAGGAACUCUAAAGUGAGAUGUCGAAGAUGGGGAUUUUGGCAUUUGCAACCUAAUGACAGGCCCAGUCUAUGACUGUUUGAACCUAAGCCAGAACCGGGAAAAAAAUCUAGUUUAAUAAAAGCCCAAGCCACCAAGAACACAAAAAAGGAUUUGAGAUUUCUGUUGCAGCAGGGUAAAUUAUGAUCUACGCACAAGGUCAGCAAGGUCAGAAUUUCUGUAAUCAGAAAAUGAGACCUGGGCUGUGGGACCAGAAGAGUAACAGUGGACCCUAAAUACAGAACAGAAAUUACAUGAAAGGGGCAAAGUAGGAGUUGAAGAAGUGUAAAGAGCACAGUGUUUAUAAACUUUAAUACAGAAAAUCUAUUUGAUAUUUAUUAAACUUAGUUUCUCCAGCUAUGGUUUGGCAUUAUACAAAGCAUCUUAAUGACACAGUAGAGUUAAAAAGAUUUUUACAAAUUGAAAUGUGAUACCCUUGUCUCCAAAUAUUUUAAUCGCCAUAAAUUUGUUUAAAAAUACACAUUAAACGCAUGUUUGACACUCUAAACUUUCUAUAAUCUCAAUACCACAAAAUACAUAUACUAUACACG
Trichechus manatus latirostris (Florida manatee) is the source of this 4924-nucleotide messenger RNA. It is a transcript of the gene LEAP2, whose product is annotated as liver enriched antimicrobial peptide 2. The coding region runs from base 3287 to 3487 and encodes 66 amino acids. The record is from RefSeq and is a predicted model, not a curated record. The transcript has 3 exons. Gene Ontology annotation, biological process: defense response to bacterium; antimicrobial humoral immune response mediated by antimicrobial peptide. Lineage: Eukaryota; Metazoa; Chordata; Mammalia; Sirenia; Trichechidae.